This is a messenger RNA of Ostertagia ostertagi, 558 nucleotides long. The record is from the annotation of a GenBank genome assembly. NCBI's taxonomy places the organism in Eukaryota, Metazoa, Nematoda, Chromadorea, Rhabditida, Trichostrongylidae.
GAUGAUCUUUGUGGUUUUCGUGGUCUGGAGCCCACCUCGCAUCUUCAAACGUUCAUCGUAAGCCUCCCGGUGACACUACGAAGUCGUUACGACGAAAUCAUGACCUCAAUGAGGAACAGUUCAGCGCAAAUUCGACUGAGCGGUCUUGACCAGACAACUGCAAAGAUGGCAGGUACAGUUCAAGCACACGAGCAGAUGAACACACUUCUCCGUGAGUUCAUCGACCACUCUACGACCGAUAUGGAGUACACAAUCAGAGAUCGAUCCUUUGCCGAAGCGCUGCUUGACACUGAAUUGAAUGACACCAGCCAAAUGGGCAAUUUUCUAAGGGACCCAUCAGAAGUCGGAUUCGCCAGCUGCUUUCUAUACGGCCGUGAAUGGACUUUUUUCUCGUUUGAAGCGACACUGUUCGCAGUGCUGUACCUUUUGCUAGGAUCGCUAUCGCUCGCUGCAGCUACCGUAUUCUGCUUUACCCACGGCCUCAUCGGAAUCACAUCUUUGCUAUGUAAAAAUCAUCUUGUGAAGAGCAGCCUUGUGGAUCAUCGGUUUUUAAUUUGA